GUGUAGUCCGCUGACUGAGGGAGUGGGGAAACGAGCAGCUCCUCUCACCCCGGGACAGACAUGUUUUCGCUGUUGAGGAUAUCGUGUAGGACCGCAGCGCGGAGGGCGGUGGUACAGGGCCCCAGGCGAGAUCUGAGUGAGGGCGCGGCUGGCGGAGGAGGAGCGAGCGGCACCGGGGAUGGUGAGGGGACGGGCAGCGCCGCCGUAGCGGCCGCGACCCGCAAGCGGCUGGAGGGCCUGGUGAAGAAGGACAAGGUAGUGGUUUUUAUCAAGGGCACCCCGGCACAGCCAAUGUGCGGCUUCAGUAACGCGGUGGUCCAGAUCCUGAGGAUGCAUGGGGUGGAGGACUACGGAUCCUACAAUGUACUGGAGGACCAGGAGAUACGGCAAGGUAUUAAAAACUACUCCAACUGGCCAACAAUACCUCAGAUCUACUUUGACGGUGAAUUUGUGGGUGGUUGUGACAUUCUACUGCAGAUGCAUCAGAAUGGAGACCUUGUGGAGGAACUGAAGAAACUUGGCAUCCGCUCUGCACUUUUAGAUGUUGAGAAAGAGGACAAAAAGUAGAAUAAUCAGUCCCCAGUAUCAACUAUAUUCCUGUCCUGACUGUUGUGUUGUUGUGUGGAUGGUGAUGGCCGGUUUUAUAUUGAGUAUUACUGUGUCGCCCAACAGAUCUUGGAGAAAGCGAGCUGGAAUAGGAGCUCAUUAGAGGCUGGUGUUAAUAAAUGAAUGAUACAUGCUCCUUCAUCCUUUUGGACCCAACAAUUGUAGAUCUGGUGGACAAAACAAAAUGGUAAAGGAGUUUAAACAGCAGAUGGUACAAUAGUGAUUUUUUUAAUGCCUUGGAUUUUUAAUCAAUUAAUAAAAUGUAUUAUGUGAUUUUUCUUUUAAAA
Rhincodon typus (whale shark) is the source of this 893-nucleotide messenger RNA. It is a transcript of the gene glrx5, whose product is annotated as glutaredoxin 5 homolog (S. cerevisiae). The transcript is spliced from 2 exons. The coding region runs from base 61 to 567 and encodes 168 amino acids. The record is from RefSeq and is a predicted model, not a curated record. Lineage: Eukaryota; Metazoa; Chordata; Chondrichthyes; Orectolobiformes; Rhincodontidae.